Molecule: messenger RNA, 1504 nt
Organism: Herpailurus yagouaroundi (jaguarundi)
Lineage: Eukaryota; Metazoa; Chordata; Mammalia; Carnivora; Felidae
Gene: TFPI2
Product: tissue factor pathway inhibitor 2
Exons: 5
Coding region: 247-951 (234 amino acids)
Biological process (GO): negative regulation of peptidase activity
Cellular component (GO): extracellular region
Molecular function (GO): serine-type endopeptidase inhibitor activity
Source: RefSeq, a predicted model, not a curated record
CGCACACUUUCCAGCGCCCUGCUGUGGCGGGUCACACAGCCCAGUAGGGCAUGAAUCAGCCUCCCUUCCAGGCUCCGCACAGGCACGCUCCGCCCCGUCCGGGGUCGGAGGCGGCUCACCCUACUACAUAAAGCAAGCACCCAGCACGUCGGCACCCAGGCCGCCUAGAGGCUGGACUCUGUGCACCCUUUUCCAACGGGACUUUCAAGGAACGCCUCGCCCCGAGGGCCAAUUGAACCGGACACAAUGGACCCUACUGGACCUCUCCGGCUGUUACUUCUGCCGUUGCUCCUGAUGGGGACCGUGCUGGGAGAUGGUGUUCAGGAGACACCAGGAAACAAUGCGGAGAUCUGCCUCCUGCCCCCGGACGAAGGGCCCUGCCGGGCCCGGAUCCCCAGUUACUACUACGACAGGUACACACAGAGCUGCCGCAAGUUCAUGUACGGGGGCUGCGAGGGCAACGACAACAAUUUCGAAACUUGGGAGGCCUGCGAUGAAGCUUGCUGGAGGAUAGAGAAAGUUCCCAAAAUUUGCAGGUUGGAAGUCAGUGAGGGGCAGUGUGGAGAGCCCAGAGAAGAGUAUUUCUUCAAUCUCAGUUCCAUGACAUGUGAAAAAUUCCUAUCUGGCGGGUGUCACAGCAAUGAGAACAGGUUCCCAGAUGAGGCUACCUGUAUGGGCUUCUGUGCACCAAAAAAAAGUCCAUCAUAUUGCUAUAGUCCAAAAGAUGAAGGACUAUGCUCCGCUAACGUGACUCGCUAUUAUUUUAAUCCGAGACACAAAGCUUGUGAGGCCUUCACCUACACUGGCUGUGGAGGGAAUGAGAAUAACUUUAUUAACAUGAAGGAUUGCAAACAUGUUUGUGUAAAAGCUUUGAAGAAGGAAAAGAAUAAGAAGAUGCCAAAACUUUUCUUUGCUAACAGACGGGUGAAGAUUUGGAAGAGGCAAUUUUAACUUUUUUUUUUUCUAUAUUUCAUUUUGUGAAUGCUACUGCCUUUACGGUUAUAUCUGAAUAAUAAUAUAACAUGGGUGAAUGAAUCAUUAAUGAUUUACUUGCCAGUUUUUAUUGCUACAGGUUACUUUUUUGGAUAUUUUUAUACAUAACCAGCUGCUAUUCAAAUGUGAAUCUAUUAUUUUUAAUUUACUGUUCACCUAUGUGAGGUUGAAUUCUUACUGUGCGUAAGAUAUAAAAGCAAAUAUGACUCACCCAGUUCUUGGGGUUGUUCUUCCUGAAAUCAGAAGGUGAUAGCAAUUGAAAAGCAUAAGACAGUAUAAUCAUGUUGUCUUAAUACAUAUGAUCAUAAAAAGGACCAGCAAAUACAUUUCAUUUUGCAUUUAAAAGUUGAAUUAUAUUUUAAGUCCAAGGAAACAAACCUGCGGAUUUAUCAACACUUGAGAAAAAUAUUACAAGUGCUGUUAGGUAGACAUGAUUAACUUCUAUUUCUAUUGUGUCAUUUAAAAGACAAUAAAAUAACUUUUUUGACUGAAUAAAAAGUUUGCAAAUUUA